Molecule: messenger RNA, 363 nt
Organism: Aedes albopictus (Asian tiger mosquito)
Lineage: Eukaryota; Metazoa; Arthropoda; Insecta; Diptera; Culicidae
Exons: 3
Coding region: 1-363 (120 amino acids)
Source: RefSeq, a predicted model, not a curated record
AUGAAAUCCUCACUGAUGACGAAGACAACCGCCAUUGAGGCGCAGCGAACGGGAGCGCAAGCUCCCCGCGAAAUCGAGAGGCGUAGCGAUCGUGAUAACUGGCUGGAGGCAAUCGACGAUGAGCUACGGCCCAUGAAGGCAAAUAACGUGUGGAAGAUGACAUCCUGUCCACGCGGCGUGAAGCCCCUAAAGUCCAAGUGGGCAUUUCGAGUGAAGGAGGACGAGAAUGGCCAGGCUGUACGUUACAAGGCUCGACUGAUAGCGAAGGGCUUCCUACAACGUCAAGGUGUAGAUUUUGAAGAAACGUAUGCACCAGUUGCCAAGCUAUCAACCAUCCGGACUGUGUUGGCGGAUCCUCAUUGA